AUGGCUGCAAAUACCAAAUAUCAGCCAGCACCUCAGCGUGACUCGUUUGAAGAAUCAUCGUACACACAAGCGCCACCCUCAUACCAGGCCGAGCAGAGCCAGAAUGAGAAUCUGCUCGGCGGUCCAAGAGGCGAAGACGACAACGUGCCUGACGACUUCAAAUUCGGUGGCUCCGUGUCAGAAGCCACUCUACCUAUUCGGAUGCAGUUCGUGAGAAAGGUUUAUGCUAUCUUAACCGUUCAAAUCCUGGCUACGGUAGCCGUCAGCUCGGUCUCCUAUGUCUCUGCGGGUUACAAGUCAUGGAUACAGUCAAAUGCAUGGAUGAUGUGGAUAUCCCUCUUCGGCGCCAUCGGCUUCAUGAUCCUUACGUUUUGGAAACGGAAAUCCUACCCUACGAAUCUACUUUUCCUCGGCGGCUUUACUGCACUCGAAGCAUACUCGAUCUCUGUUAUAGUAUCCUUCUACGAAACAAAGGUUGUCUUGCUUGCGCUGGUCCUUACAGCUGGCAUCUUUGUGGCCUUAACGGCGUUUGCUUGCCAGACAAAGUACGACUUUACCAAUUGGAUGCCUUACCUUUUCGGCGGCUUAUGGAUCCUGAUCCUCUUCGGUUUCGUGGCAGCAUUCUUUCCAUACAACAGCACAGCUGAGCUCAUCUAUGGCGGCGCUGCGGCCCUGAUAUUCAGUGGAUACAUCCUAGUAGACACUCAGCUUGUAAUGAGACACUAUCAUGUCGAGGAAGAGAUUGCUGCCGCCAUUUCGUUGUACCUCGAUAUCAUCAACCUCUUCCUUGCUAUCUUAAGGAUUCUCAACAGCCAACAGAACAACUGA
Messenger RNA from Bacidia gigantensis, 828 nucleotides. RefSeq lists its product as uncharacterized. The coding region runs from base 1 to 828 and encodes 275 amino acids. Gene Ontology annotation, cellular component: membrane. NCBI's taxonomy places the organism in Eukaryota, Fungi, Ascomycota, Lecanoromycetes, Lecanorales, Ramalinaceae. The transcript has 2 exons. The record is from RefSeq and is a predicted model, not a curated record.